Molecule: messenger RNA, 1490 nt
Organism: Hyla sarda
Lineage: Eukaryota; Metazoa; Chordata; Amphibia; Anura; Hylidae
Gene: CYYR1
Product: cysteine and tyrosine rich 1
Exons: 5
Coding region: 486-950 (154 amino acids)
Source: RefSeq, a predicted model, not a curated record
UAGACUGAACCCUGGACCCUAGCUACAGUAUAUAAGGGGACAAUUUAGAGCCUUCCUGUUGGCCAGAUAAGUCACAUGUUCACCUCUGCAUACUCCCCGUGACAACAAGGUCCUUGACAACAGGUUUCUUAAGAGAGACAGAGGCACCUGGAGGAUAUCACACACUGAGCUGUAUCUUUAAAGAGGGGGGAAACACUUGCCACCCACCAAGCAGAAAUGUGAAAUCUGAGAAUGGAGGCAUCAGGAAAAGCUAUUGGGAUACAAGAGGAAGGAGAAGGGAAUUCUCACACACACACAAAGAAAACCUGUGGGGGGGACACAGCAGCCUCACAGCUCCAUAGGAAGGAGGCUGCGGAUGACAAGGACACGGUCACAUCCAGCCAAUCUAUAUAGGUUAUCGCUCGUUAUAUGACGUUGUCUCCAGCCUGGAUUCUCGCGUCCUCCUGUCCUCGUCAUCGGAGAAACUCGUUGCCUCUAAAAUUUGGAUGGACAUAACUGGGGCAUCCGGCCACACGAGUCUGCGGACAGCGCUGCUGCUCUCAGCUUUCAGCACAAAAUCCUGCCUUGCACACUGUGGAGUAGACUGCAAAUCCUAUUGUUGUGAUGGGACGCCUCCUUACUGUUGCUCCUACUAUGCAUACAUUGGAAAUGUCCUCUCGGGCACAGCGAUAGCUGGAAUAGUGUUUGGAAUUGUCUUCAUCAUGGGAGUGAUCGCAGGAAUUGCUAUAUGUAUCUGCAUGUGUAUGAAGAGCAGCCGAGGGACUCGCGUAGGGGUAAUAAGGGCGACACAUAUCAACGCCAUCAGUUCUUACUCAGUAUCGCCACCACCAUACAGCUAUGAAUAUGAAAUGGAGUAUCCUCUGGACCUACCUCCUCCAUACACUCCAACUCCCCCAGUGCCUCUACAGUAUCCUGCUCCUCCUCCAUAUCCUGGACCACCAAGAAAAUAACAAGCUGAGACUGGACGCCUCCACAGAAAUGUUUUAAGAUGGUAACCCAAGAUUAGGAAAAAUGGUCAGCAUCUUUUCCAUAAGCAGCACCUCUCUUGUCUAUUGGUUUUGCAUUGCAGAACAGCAUUCAACUAAAUAGGCAUGAGCUGCAAUACCAGGCUUCAUCCACGAACAAGGGUGGUGCUGUUUCCCUUUAUCUUAGACCAUUUUUUCAAAUUUUGGACAUUUUAUUUAAAGACCAAUAAAAAGAUGCAUAGGAAUAAAGAAGAAAGUCUUCCACCCUGUGCUGUAUCUGCAAUAAUUGCAAUAAUCUCCAAAUUUUCCAGCCUUAUAUCCUGAAGUGCUUGAAUUCUGAUCUUAUGGACCUUCUGCAAUAUCUACGCCAUAUUUUAAAUACCUUAUUUAUUUUUCUGUGCAUUGUAUUUGUGAAAAUUUCUAAGACUUUAAGAAAACCUAGAAAAUAAAAAAGUGCCAAUGUUUUCUUAUGAAACAGUAUUACUUUAUGUGGACUGUGUAUUAUGGACAGAUAUACAAUUUUAA